AUGUAAUAAAAUUCUUCUUUUGAUGAUAAAGUUCGAAUGGAAAUUGAGAAUUAAUUCGAAUUGAGAGAUGAAUCAUAAGAAUUAGCUGAAGAUUAAAGAUUAAAUAAAUAUCUGACACCUCAAAAAUAAGAUAAUUUUAAACUUGAUGAUAAAAUUGAUGAUGGUCAAGAAUCACCUCAUUUUACAUGCUAAGUUAAAAAUUAUAGAGAAUCAACAGAAUAAAAACAUAGUAUAAAUAUAAUAUAUGGAUAGAUUCUGAAAAAGAAAAUGUUACAAUAUAAAAGAAAGAUGAAUUUCAAAUAAAUAUGCAUUUUACACCAAAAAAAAAUGAAUGCAUGUUUUAAGAGUUGAAUAAUUUGAUGAUUUAAGUUUAAGAAAGGAUACAAAAUUUAUCUUAAUUAUCACCAUGUACAAAUGAAAUAAGUUAAUGUAAUGGAACAUAUAGUGAAAUAAAAUAAUAAUUAUUUGAAAUUGAAAAAGUUUAUAGAAGUAUUUAUUAUUAAUUAUACUUAAAAAGGUAAAGAUGAUGAACUUUCAUAAUUAAAUAUAUAAUUGGAAAAAGAAUUCAAUGCUUGUAAGAAUCAGAAGUAUUUAGAUCAAACUACAAACUCUUAAAUGAAUUAAUCUUUUGAUAUAAUUAAAAGAUAUCAAUAACUUAAAGAAAUUAAGAAAAAUAAACUUUAAAAAUUUAAGAAAAAUUAUCAUGAAUAAUAUAAUCAACUAAGAAGUGAACUUUAAGAAUUAAAAUGUACAGUUUAAUAAAUGUUUUUAAAAAAUUCAUUUUCAUUAGAAAAAGAACAAUAAAUAAUGGAAUUUUGUAAGGUUUUUAAUUAGAAAUAUAGAUUUAUAGAGGAAAUUUCAUUUAAUGAUUAUAAUAUUCCAGUAUUGGAAGAUUAAAAAUAAGAAUCACCUAAAUUAAAAGAUGAAUAAAAUUUGAAUUCAUUUAUUUAAAUUUUAAUGAAAUAAUUUAAUAUAAAUUAAGGAGAUAUUGAAACUAUUAAAAAAUAGAUUAUUGAAUGUGUAAUAAAUUAAAAAGAGAUGAUUGAAUAACAAUAAAAAUAAUUAGAAAUAAUCUAAACAAAUUAAAAUUUAAGUGCAAAUCAAUAAAUAAAUAAAUUAAAAACUAUAAAUGAUGAAUUAUAGAAUGAAUUAAUUUAGUUAAAUUAACAUAAAGAAUUUUAACAAAAAACUUUGGAUUAAACUAAAAAAGAAGUUUAUGAACUUAAAUAAUAAUUAGAAUUUAUAUAAAAAAUUGAUUACGUCAUUUUAAACACUAAGUUAUUGUAAUUUGAAUAAACAUAAAUGAAACAAUAAUAAAGAUAAAUUUAAAUUACAUCAAUAAUAUUCGAAUAAUUAAUGUAAUCUACUUCCUUUAAAUCAUAAAUAAAAGAUGUAUUAAAUGAAUAAACUUAAUAUUUGAAGAUUUAUUUUAAUAAAGCUAUUGAAAUUAUUAAUAAAUAAAAUCUUUAAUAGGAUGAAGACCCAUUAAAAUAUUUAAAUUACCAUUAAUAGACAACUUAAAAAAUGCUUGAUACAAUUUGUAUAGAAUAUUCUAAAAUGAUUAAACAAAUUUAAUAAUAAAGAGAAGAAUUUAUGUCUUCGCUAUGA
This is a messenger RNA of Paramecium pentaurelia, 1608 nucleotides long. The record is from the annotation of a GenBank genome assembly. Lineage: Eukaryota; Ciliophora; Oligohymenophorea; Peniculida; Parameciidae.